AUGGCCACGAAACUUGGGGGCCAGUCUCCUCUGAACCCCCCGGCGGCCAGUCUUGCGCCCGCCAUUCUCACCACGGCGCUAUCCUCCGCGCGACCCUUAUCUGACUUCGAUGCUGGGAUCAAUUCAUCGACCGCAUGGACUGAACAUUUGGAGCGGGGCGCUUCAGAUAUCGGCGGCUCUUUGUCGGACGAAGAGCUGGAAUCCGAACCUGACUACGACGACACUGCAGGACGGCCAGCAAGGGCGCUCUACUCGUUCGAUGGCAAGGCGGAGUUCCGCGAGUUAACGGUCGCGGCAGGAAACGCACUCGAAGUACUCAAAGAAGAGCUACCUGAUGGUUGGAGCCUUGUGAGGUGUGGGCGUGAAGUCGGGUUGCUCCCUCGAUCCUAUUAUACUUUUAUCAAUGACUUCAUCACGUCCCCAACUGGCGAAGUACCUCAACCCGUACCGAGGAAGAAGGAGGCGUCGACCGGCUCGAUCACCCCCAAAGGUUCACCCAAAGCUGGAUCUCCUGGAUUGCCAUUAAUACCCCAAAACACUGGAGAAUGGAUCAGAAUGUUUCCGAGCUUCCGACAGAGUCUCUUUGGCGGCAAGAGCCUCAAUCGAUUCUCACGAUUCGUGACUAGCGGGGCGGAAGAAUGGGUUCUACGAGGCAGCGCGCCCGCACCUCCGUCGCAGCAUUUUAGAGACACGACCAGUGCCAGUGUUGCUGUAUAUCGUGACCGUGGAGCGGCCAGCAGGUCUGUUGGUGGCGACAGCGACAUGCACUACGUUGACGCCGGUUUGCACUGGGAACCCAAAGUACCGACUUUCCGCGUCCUGGUCCACUCGCCAUCCAAACGUUCUUCCGUGCUCACUGGAGCGUACAUUGUAUACAACGUGACCUCAGUAUUCCGAGAUACACAAGAGGGGCUCGACGGCGAGGUCGAGUCAGAGGUUUCUCGCGCCUCUUCGACCACCAUCACGGUCCAGCGUCGGUUCUCCCACUUCGUCGCUUUACAUACGGCCCUUACGAGGAGGCUCCCUGGGAUCGUCCUUCCUCCUCUGCCAGAGAAGCAGUAUGCAGGGCGAUUCAAUGACGACUUCGUGGAAGCUCGUCGAGGCGACCUUGAGCGUUACGUUUCACGUCUUGUGCGACACCCCGUGGUUCGCUAUGCCGAAGUCUUGACAUCGUUCCUGUCAUGCGAGGAUGAGCCGGAGUGGAAGAACCUGUUAUCGCAGCAUUUGUCGCUUCCUCCAGCUGGACCAAGCUUUUAUGCUCGCGUCUAUCACCCUGCGUUCAACCUUGAUGCUGACGAGGCGUCCGAAGCCGCGGAAAGGUUUGAUGCGCAUACUCGAGCUGUCGGAAGAAGCGUUCAAGCAUUACGAAACGUCUUUGGGCAGGUGCGUGAAGCCAGGCUCGGCAUGUCACAAGCAGAACGAGUGCUAUCAUACUCCCUGUUGUCUAUGAUAACCUCCAAGCCUCUCGCUUCAACGUCUACACCGAAAAACACGGAUCCUGAAGAGGUGCAGGCUCCCGUAUUUAAGGGCCUCACGAAUGAGGAUGGUGCCUGGUGCUGGCGGGAGGGCUGUGAAGAGUGUCUCAAGCUCACCAAGGCGAUGCAACGGACGGCCGAUACUCUGCAAACCGUGGCCGACCUAUAUGACGACCAUGCUCGGAGAACGCAACUUAGCACGCAUGAGGCGCUGAAGAACGUCGCACAUCCCUCACCGAUGUAUUCCCCCGUGCUGGACACGCAUAGGUCGACUUUAACUCGAUACAAACAAGCACUGCACGAUGGACGACCGGAUGAAGACGUUGCAGCUCGCUGCGAGACUGUAUUAAAUACCACCAUGGCUGAAAUCGAUGCGUACCACGCGCAGAAAGUCGAAGACGUUUCUUCCAUCGCCAAGGAUCACCUGGACGGCGAAAUACAAUUCUACGAUCAGGUGCUCUCUCGGUUAAGAGCAGCGCGUCAAGCCUACGAUUCGCCACAGUAUGAGGCUGCCGCGCAAGGUCCCCGAAUGCCGUCGAUCUACGAACGCGAGCUCGAACAGCCUCGGCUCACCAGCGAGCCUCUCCCACAGCCGACGCCGCAUGUGUUCGAUUCGCAACCCAUGCGACCCGUCAAUAUUGCCAUCCAGGAGGGCGUCGGAGUUCUUGCAAGCGUGGGUCGAGCGAGCGUCCUAAGUGUUGGCCGUUUCUGGUGAGCUAUUGCUGGCAGAUUUGUGGUGCCCUAGAUACGUUUUGGUGUGCCACCACGUACGAGUACAUGAAUACCCCGGUGAUAUAGCACUUAUUUCUUACACACGCAUUUAACGCAUGCCCCUUCUAAUAUUACACUAUCGCUGGAGCGGCGUAUCUACUCGCAGUCAGAGAAACCCAAACUUCCGAAGCCAGUCCAGGACGGGUGGCACGCGCGGAAGUGGUGUGUCUUGUCGAUGGAGUGCAGCUCAUCGAUCUCCUCCUUGGAGAGCUCGAUAAUUUUGGAGUUGUUGAGAAUCCGCUCGUUGGAAACGGACUUGGGAAUGACGGUGACGUUGGGGCGGUUGGCCUGAAGAGAGAUGAGGACGUUGGCAGGCUGCACGCCGUGCUUCUCCGCAAUCUUCUUGACAAUCGGGUUCCCCUGAAGGGGGGAGCCGUCGGAGCCAAGGGGCGAGUACGCGGUGAUCACAAUGCCCUUCUUCGUGCAAUAGUCAACCUCCUCGAACUGAGGGCAAGAGGGGUGCAGCUCGAUCUGGUUGACUGCGGGAACCACGGUAGCCUCCGCAAGAAGGCGGUCCAAGAACUUCACUGAAAAGUUGGAUACACCGAUGGCCUUGACCUUGUCAGGGUGCGCCUUGUAAAUCCUCUCCAUGUUCUUCCAGGUAUCAAGCCAAUCAUGAGAAGGGUCCGCCUUGCCAUCGCGGGUCAUGGGUGCGGGCCAGUGCAUCAGCCAAAGGUCAAGGUAAGGGGUGUCGAGCUUGCGGAGCGAAUCCUCAAGAGCCUGGUCCGGGUUCUUUUGGUCGGGGUUGUCCAACUUCGUGGUCAAGAAGAUGGACUCGCGAGGAACGCCGGACGCCUUGAUGCCCUUGCCGACCUCCGUCUCAUUCUGGUAAGCAGCGGCGGUGUCGAUGAGCUUGUAGCCGUUCUUGAGAGCAAACUCGACGGCGUGCUCGACCUGGCCAGGCUUGGAUUUCCAGGUUCCGAGGCCGACGGUGGGCAUCUCAGCGCCGGUGUUAAGCUUCACAGUGGCAGGGACGGGCAUGGUUCGUGUACGUGACAGAAGGAUGUGGGAUUGUGUGGGGUCGUAAGUUUGCG
Punctularia strigosozonata HHB-11173 SS5 is the source of this 3280-nucleotide messenger RNA. Its product is annotated as PX-domain-containing protein. NCBI's taxonomy places the organism in Eukaryota, Fungi, Basidiomycota, Agaricomycetes, Corticiales, Punctulariaceae. Gene Ontology annotation, biological process: endosomal transport; plasma membrane tubulation; endocytosis. The transcript has 14 exons. Gene Ontology annotation, cellular component: cytoplasmic vesicle; plasma membrane. Bases 1 to 2190 code for a protein of 729 amino acids. Gene Ontology annotation, molecular function: phosphatidylinositol binding; protein binding. The record is from RefSeq and is a predicted model, not a curated record.